AUGGCAUUUCUCUUUCAGAAAUUUUAUGAGGCUGUAAAAGUGCUCGCCAAAAGUCCCACAUUUGCUCGAGAUGGACGGCGCCUUCAGUUUGAGGCCGACAUUAAUCGUCUUUUUCUUUACACCAGCUACAAUCGUUUGGGAAAGAAUGCUGAUGAAGCAGAUGCUGAGGAGAUUAUUGAAAUGGCUAGUAAGGCCUCGCUAGCUGAGCAGCAGAAAUUGGUCCAAGAAAAUAUUCAUGCUCAAAUCAAUAACUUCUGUACAUCUAUGGACGGCAUUCUCCUUCCUGAUCCAAAUACUGCUGAUGACACAGUUACUUCACCUUCAGGAAAAAAUACUACUUCUCAACGCAGUGGUCUUAGUCUUGCUAUUGGUAGAAGUGCUUCAUUAUAUGGUCGUCCUGCCGUGCCGGAAACAAAACCACUAAAGAGUUCUGAGGUGUCACAGAAACUCAAGGAUCUCAUCGGUUACACUCUUGACAUCAAGCCAUCUCAAAUUGAGCAUGAGGAUGCUGGGCAAGGUUUAUACAUAGAUGGUGAAGCUGAUGUAGGUUCUGUAAUAGCUAUUUACCCUGGUGUGGUAUACUCACCAGCUUACUACCGUUUUAUACCUGGAUACCCGAGAGUUGAUUUGCAAAAUCCUUAUUUAAUAACAAGGUAUGACGGAACUGUAAUUAAUGCACAGCCGUGGGGUUUUGGGGGUGAAACUCGUGAAAUAUGGGAUGGCUUAAGUGUUCCAAAACCUAGAUCAAAUACGGAGCAUGCAGAAAAUGGUUCAGAUCGAAUUUUGAAGCUUCUUAGUAAACCUUUGGAUGGCACACAAGUGGGACGGAAGGGAGAAGUGUUGGAGCGGAGAAACCCUUUAGCCUUUGCUCAUUUUGCCAAUCAUCCUGCAAAGGAUAUGGUCCCAAAUGUUAUGGUCUGCACGUAUGACUUUCCACUAACUGAGAAGAAUAUGAGAACCUAUAUACCAAACAUUUCAUUUGGAAAUGGAGAGGAGGUAAAAAUGAAGAAGUUUGGUACUUUCUGGAUCAAAUCUUGGAGAUCAAGCGGCUAUGGGUCAGAAAUCCCUAUUCUCAAGACACUUGUUCUUGUGGCUACAAGAGCAAUUUGUAAUGAGGAGGUGCUUUUGAACUACAGAUUGAGCAACUUGAAGCGUCGGCCAACAUGGUAUACUCCUGUGGAUGAGGAAGAAGAUCGAAGGAGGUGGAGCUAG
Molecule: messenger RNA, 1212 nt
Organism: Fraxinus pennsylvanica
Lineage: Eukaryota; Viridiplantae; Streptophyta; Magnoliopsida; Lamiales; Oleaceae
Source: the annotation of a GenBank genome assembly